Lodderomyces orthopsilosis Co 90-125 is the source of this 1953-nucleotide messenger RNA. RefSeq lists its product as uncharacterized. The record is from RefSeq and is a predicted model, not a curated record. The transcript has a single exon. Gene Ontology annotation, biological process: transmembrane transport. NCBI's taxonomy places the organism in Eukaryota, Fungi, Ascomycota, Pichiomycetes, Serinales, Debaryomycetaceae. Gene Ontology annotation, molecular function: transmembrane transporter activity. Bases 1 to 1953 code for a protein of 650 amino acids.
AUGCCUGAUAAAGAAAAGACUUCAUUGGAAGUUAAUCAACGUGAUUUAAUAGCUUCUUCAACAAAUAGCACGGAAAAUUCAUUCGGUGAACCAGCCGUUUACUACCCAAACCAAAAUGAACUAAAUGCCACUAACGAGAAGAAAUCCCGAUCAGGAAGUAUAGCUUCGAUAUCAAAAAAGUCCCUAGAUCAAGUACGAAAAAGUUUACAUGGUAACCAAUCGUAUAGUAACACAGGAGAAGACCACAACCAGUACUCAGUACAUCAAAUCUAUGGUGAUUUGGAUAGCGAUGAAAUCGAACUUCAACGAAUAGCAACCAGGAGGAGUGUCUUGGGUGAGAUUGAACAAAAAAUUGUUGAUGAAGUUGACGAUGAAGAGUUGAAUGAAAAAGGGUUAGAUGAUGGAGUGAUUGAGGAUCAAGUUCUACCUAUUGCUCAACAUGGAGAAGAUUUCAUCAAGAUUGAUCCGGAAUUAAUUACCUGGAACGGGGCUGAUGAUCCAGAAGAUCCUAGAAAUUGGUCUGCUUCGUUGAAAAUUUUCCUUUUGGCAUUUGUUUCCUUGUAUGCUUUAGUUGCACCAAUGUCAUCUAGUAUAUUGUCACCGGCAAUGAGUGAGAUUAGCGUGGCGUUUGGCAUAACUUCUGAAGUUGUUCAAGCAAUGGUUGUUUCAAUACAGAUAUUAGCAUGGGCUUUUGGACCUCUAAUUAUUGCUCCAUUAUCUGAAUAUGACAACAUUGGUAGGAAAUUAGUAUUGGAUGUAUCGUGUUGGAUGUCGUUGUUUUUCAACUUGGGUUGUGCAUUUUCCCAAAAUACGGCACAAAUGAUGGUUUGUCGAUUCAUUGGCGGAUUAUUUGGCUGUGUCCCAAUGAAUGUGUGUGCUGGAGUAAUCUCCGACUUGUUCGAUGCCAAUCUGAGAAAUGCUGCAUUGGCUGGAUAUUCUUUAGUUCCAUUAUUGGGACCAGUCAUUGCGCCAUUGAUUGCUGGAUUUAUUGUUGAUCACAUACAAUGGAGAUGGUGCUUUUACGUCUUGUGUAUGUUUAAUGGUGCUGUGGCAAUUGCAGCCACUUUGUUUUUCAAAGAGACUUAUGCACCAACAUUGUUGAAACGUAAAGCACAAAGAUUGAGAAAGAGCACUGGUAACUCUAGUUUACACACAAUUUAUGAAAUAACCAACGAGGGAGAAACAACAUUUGGCAGAUUAUGGUUAUGCAUUGUUCGUCCUGUCAAUUUACUCCUAACUCAUCCGAUGGUUAUUGGAUUAGGAUCCUUUAUGGCAUUCACUUAUGGAUUCAUGUACCUUUUAAUUGUGACGUUUCCACAGAUCUUUGAAAAACAAUACGGGUUCAGUAAAAGUGUUACUGGAUUAAUGUAUCUUCCCAUGGGUUGUGGAUUUGUAUUAGGAGUGGUUUUUUGGACAUUUAUGGUUGGAAGAGUGUACAAAAAAUUGACAAUUGCCAAUGGUGGAGUAUCCAAACCUGAAUUUAGAUUACCUUGUUUAAUUGCCUGUGCUGUGUUUAUACCAGUAGGGCUAAUAUGGUUUGGUUGGUCAGCACAAAAGGAAUUACAUUGGAUUAUGCCUGGAAUUGGAUCAGCAAUUUUUGCAUUUGGAUUGGUUUGUGUUUUCCAAACUAUUCAAAAUUAUUUAAUUGAUAUGAAUGUUCGAUUUGCUGCUAGUUCAGUUGCAGCAGCUGCAUUGUUUAGAAGUUUGUUUGGAUACACAUUCCCAUUAUUUGCUAGAAAAAUGUAUAGCGCAUUGGGAUAUGGUUGGGCAAAUACAAUGUGUGCAUUUAUUGGUAUCUUAUUGGGAGUACCAUUUCCAAUCUUUUGCUACUUGUAUGGUGAGAAAUUGAGAGAGUCAUUUAAUAAGAAGUUUGAAAUUAAACAACAACAGAGAGAUCAAAAGAAUUUGGAGAGGUUGAGAAGAAAAAAUGGUGAUGAUAGUUGUAUGGUUUGA